AUGGGGGAUGUUGGGUGCCAGCUUGAGCAAAGUAAAUCUCUGUUCCAGCAGGCUCAGACUGCUUUGUUUGCUGAUCCUAGCAAUACUUCUUUGGUCUUGGCUGAAAGAGAAGCUUAUUUGGAGUAUAGAAGACAUGAGAAAGUUUAUGAGAGUUUUCUUAGACAAAAGAGUAAGAUUACUUGGCUUCGAUUUGGGGAUGACAAUACGUCUUAUUUUCACGCCAGUUUGAAGAAAAGGAAGCUGUCUAAUCGCAUAGUUUCUUAUAUCUCAGUUGAUGGGUCUGUUGUUGAUGAUUAUGAGCAGGUUACUCACCAUUUCCUUCAUCAUUUUCAGAGCUUCUUGGGUUGUUUGGGUAGAGCUAAUGGUCACAUUGAUAUGCAAAGUAUCUCUUAUGGCCCGGUUUUAGAUAUGGCUUCCCAACUGGACCUAAUUAAACCAUUCACUGUUCAUGAUGUUAAAUUGGCCCUCUCUAGCAUUCAUCCUAUUAAAAGUCUUGGUCCUGAUGGGUAUGGGGCUAGUUUUUUCAAGGUUAUGUGGAAAGAAAUAGGCAUGGAGGUUUCACUGGCUGUCCUUGAGUUUUUUGAGACAGGUUUUAUUCCUCAAAGCUUAAAUGGCACUCUUUUGGUGCUGAUUCCGAAGGUGGACCAGCCUGCUACUGCUGCUGAUUUUAGGCCAUUAGCUUGCUGCACUACCAUCUAUAAAUGCAUUUCUAAGAAGCUCUGCAGUAGGCUUGCUGCAAUCCUUCCUUCUUUGAUUAAUCCUAAUCAAGGUGCGUUUAUCAAGCAUAGAUCUCUUGCCUACAAUAUUCUAAUUUUUCAAGAUUUGAUAAAGGGAUACAAUAGGAAAAAUGGCUCUCCUAGGUGUGCUAUGAAGAUUGACCUUAGCAAAGCUUAUGAUUCAAUUGAUUGGGACUUCUUGGAGAAUUUACUAAAAGCUCUUUGCUUCCCUAGUAGAUUUAUCUGUUGGAUCAUGAUUUGCUUGAGAGGUACCUCCUACUCGUUACUGCUAAACGGUAGAGUCCAAGGGCAAUUUCAAGGGGGUAAAGGGCUUAGGCAAGGGGAUCCUAUUUCUCCUUUUCUCUUUGUCAUUGUGAUGGAUUACCUUACUCGACUGUUAAUCAACGCUUCCAAUGAUAAAGGUUUCAGAUUUCAUCCUAUGUGCAAAUCUCUCAAUCUGGUUAAUCUUUGCUUUGUGGAUGAUUUACUUAUUUUUUGCAAGGCUAAUCCGCAAUCUGUCCAGAUCUUGCAUCCAGCUCUUGCUGAGUUUACCAUGACUUCAGGCCUUUCUAUCAACCAUAGUAAAUCUCGUAUUUACUUUGGUGGGCUGUCCGAUGCUGCUAAGGAGUCUGUGUUGAGCUGUACCAAUAUGCAGGAGGGAUCAUUUUCAUUGAGGUAUCUUGGUGUGCCUCUUAGGCCUACAAAAUGUAAAGCAUCUGAUUUUGAAGUUAUUCUCAAGAAGAUUAGAUUGUGUCUUAAUUCCUGGGCCAGCCGAAACUUGUCUUAUACUGGUAUAACUCAGUUAAUUCAAUAUGUCUUAUUGGGAAUUAGAAAUUAUUGGAUGAAUAUUUUUCUAUUGCCUCAAUAUGUGGUUAGAGAUAUUGAUCGUUUGUGUAAGAAUUUCUUGUGGGGUGUGAAGGGAACCCGCAGCAAAUUUCACUUGGCUUCUUGGGAAUUUGUCUGUCGUCCUAAAGCUUAUGGAGGGCUUGGGUUUAGAGAAGGGCCUGCUUGGAACAAGACUAUGAAUGCAAAGUAUCUCUGGGCCAUUUCUUUUAAACAGGACCAAUUAUGGGUGAAAUGGGUGAAUACCAUCUACUUAAAAGGAGGGCCAAUCAGGGACUAUUCUUUGAAACAAGAUGAUAGCUGGUAUUCGAGGAAAUUGAUCAAGCUGAGUCAUUUAGUUUCUGGAACAGAUUUGGAAGCUGCUGUAGUGCAUGGUCAGCUCAGGUUGGGUAAACUGUAUACUCAUUUGGUUUCUGGUGUGAAGAAUGAGUAUGGGCGUACAGUUUGGUGCAAUUUUUCAGUGCUUAAGCACCGGUUUGUUCUAUGGCAAGCUGUUAAUAACCACUUACUCACUAGUGAUUUACUCCUUAGUUCUCAUGUGAAUAUCACUUUCUUGAGCUGCCCUGUUUGCUAUCAGAUGAAUGAAUCUCAUUCGCACCACUUUUUUGAAUGCAUUUUCUCUGAGAAGAUCAGACAGACUAUUGCUAACUGGUUGGGAGAUGCGAUUUGGCCUGGGAAUUUUACUGAUUGGCAUGUUUGGUUGGCUGGUUGUAAGCGUGAUUGGUUGGGCCAGGUGGUUUCUGCUGCUCUUGCAGCUGCUGUUUAUUUUAUCUGGUUUAAUAGAAACAGAUGUUAUUUUGAUAAUUACUGUUAUUCGGUUACCAAAAUUGAUCAAUGGAUCUGGUUUUCUAUCAAAACCAGAGUUCUUAAUUCCAAUACAAAGGAACUAACAAUCACUCCUUUUUUAGAAGAAGCCAACCCUUUUACUAUCCAGGGUUUCAGUAUUUAUAGGAGAUUGAUAUUUGAGUAG
Molecule: messenger RNA, 2529 nt
Organism: Humulus lupulus (European hop)
Lineage: Eukaryota; Viridiplantae; Streptophyta; Magnoliopsida; Rosales; Cannabaceae
Exons: 2
Coding region: 1-2529 (842 amino acids)
Source: RefSeq, a predicted model, not a curated record